AUGGUGGAACAGGUUUCUUUUAGAGAGGUAAACAAAAUAACAAGCGAGAAUGAAUGUGAUUCAGAUAGUCAUAAUGAAGGUGAUAAUAUUGAAGAUGCGAAAGCAUCUGUUUUUAUAAAAUCUUCGAUGAUUCCAGAGAAUACAGAUGUAGUGAAAGGUCUAAAUUUUGAUAAAGAAGUAAAGUUACAUGAAUUUAUAAAUCAGUAUAAAUAUAUGGGAUUCCAAGCAACUAACUUAGGUAUUAGUAUUGAUGAAAUUAAUAAAAUGAUAUAUUAUAAAUAUAAGGAUGAAAAUAUAAAAUCUGAAGAAACUAAUAAAAAGAAUAAUAAAAAUCAGAAUAAUGUUAAUGAUGAUUGUAUUAAUAAUGAAGAAAAUAAUUUAUAUAAUUAUGAAAAUAAGAAAAAAAAAUUAGAAAUAUUUGUUUAUCUAGCCAAAAAUAAAUUUAUCGAUGUUGUUGUGACAACUGCUGGAGGUAUAGAGGAGGAUAUCAUCAAAUGCUUUUCUAAUACAUAUAUAGGAGAUUUUAAUUUAAAUGGAAAAAAAUUAAGAAAAAAAGGAUGGAAUAGAAUAGGUAAUUUAAUUGUACCUAAUGAUAAUUAUUGUAAAUUUGAAGAUUGGCUUCAACCCAUAUUAAAUAGAUUGUUACAUAAACAAAAUGAAAAAAAUGAACAACUAUUUUUAAAAAAAUUAGAAAAAAGAAUAAAAAAUAUAAUAAUAUUAAUAGGAACAAUAUAUGAUGAAGAUGACAUGUAUUAUUUAAGUCCAUCCGAAUUUAUUAACAUCUUAGGAAAAGAAAUUAAUCAUGAAAGCUCAUUAAUAUAUUGGUGUUAUAAAAAUGACAUACCAAUUUUUUGUCCAGGUUUAACAGAUGGAUCUUUAGGAGAUAAUUUUUUUUUCAUAAUUAUGGAAGAAAAAUUAAAAAAUAAUUUAAUUCUAGAUAUUGUUAAAGAUAUUAAAAAAUUAAUUCACU
This is a messenger RNA of Plasmodium adleri (nom. inval.), 970 nucleotides long. The record is from the annotation of a RefSeq genome assembly. NCBI's taxonomy places the organism in Eukaryota, Apicomplexa, Aconoidasida, Haemosporida, Plasmodiidae.